GAAAGACUCUGUCUGGUUCGGAAGUUUUACUUAAUUAGAGAAAAAAAAUAAGAAUACCCAAAAUCAUCGAAAUUCUGAGCCAUCGGGGAGAAGAUGAAGCGGACGGCGAUGGACAACGCGAUGAGAUCGGGGGUGGUGGUACUGGGAUCUCUGGCCUUCGGCUACUUAUCUCUGCAACUCGGAUUCAAGCCUUUCCUCGAUAGAGCCGAAGAAUUCGAACGCUCUCUUCAAUCUCCUCCUCAACAGCAGCAACUUCAAGGAGAUGAACCAGAAGGUUGGUGGGAAGAUAGUAACAAGGAGAGGUGGGAGCAGAAAAGGUAGAGACUUGGGGUCGCAAUGGCUGCGUAAGGUAGAACCUUGUUUAAUACCCAUUAGGGCAGUUGCAAACAUUGAUGAGCCGCUGUCAAACCACAGCCGAUUUCUCUUCAGAUCUCAGCUUUGAUUGUAUUGUAUCAAUGUUGGCACAUAUCUUUUAAGAGCCAUGAUAUCAUAUGUGAAGAAAUGAUCUUUAAAUCCGAUGUGUACUAUCUGCCAUUGCCAUUUUUCGAUC
Messenger RNA from Tarenaya hassleriana, 550 nucleotides. RefSeq lists its product as uncharacterized. Lineage: Eukaryota; Viridiplantae; Streptophyta; Magnoliopsida; Brassicales; Cleomaceae. The coding region runs from base 94 to 321 and encodes 75 amino acids. The record is from RefSeq and is a predicted model, not a curated record. The transcript is spliced from 2 exons.